AUGAUCCGUGCCUCCUCCGAGCGGGUGGUGGGCCGGCAUGGCGGCUCCUCCACCCUACGCACCACGCUUUCCUGUGCGUCCCUCGCCUCAAGCGGACUUUUUACUGAGACGCUGAUGUCCCGCCGUAGUGCUCGGAGCGCCUCGCUGUCGCCUGCGCCUAAGUCCCGAGGGCAUGGGCGUUGCUAUUCGCCCCGACGCUUUGCAUCGCGGCACGUGCCCACGGCCGCCGAAGAGUUGGCCCAGCACAGCCAGGUCCUGGAACCCUCGGUAAUCAAGCGCUUUGACGGCCUCAUGAGGCACCUGAAGCGUAACACCGACAAGCAGGACUUCGAAAAACAGGUGCUAGCCUCGCCGCCGGACGUCCUCGUGCCCGAGGAGUACGACGAGGUUCUCCGAGGGGAGUUCUCGCGCCACUGCAGCUUUGGUGAACGACUGAACACCGAGCUGAUGCAUUCAGGAAAGUGGGUCAAGAUGCUGAAAGAGCUUGGGUUCGUGCCCGGGCCUGGCAAGGCCAAAGGACCAUGCCUAUCGUCCCUCGCAGUCGCUGACAUUAUCUUCCAGAGAGUGCUCCAUGACACAGACUAUGGUGGCAAGCGCUUAACCUACGACUUCUUUUGCAAGGCACUUUGCCUGGUGGCCGUGAACAUGUAUCCCAACAUGGAUUGGGAGGCGGCCAUGGGCGAGCUCCUGCAACGCAUCGCCACAGCUGCAGAGGAGUUUCAAGAGCAGGCUGCGGCUAGCGAGCCAGCCGACUUCUCGCUGGACCCCAAUGUCCUGCUCGUGCUGGACCACUUCAAGCCCAAGCUGCACGACCUCUUCGGCUCCUUUGCACGGCGCCAGCUGCCGAGCCCCAUGGAUGCCAGGACCGGGACGGGCACAACGCGCCUGAAGGAGCGAUCGAUUUGGAAGCACACGCAGGACACGGUCUUCGCCUCUCGAGCCUCCUCUUGCAUGUUGGGAGGCACCAUCCGGGACGAUGAUCUUGCAGAAAAUCAGGACGAGUCCAUGAGCCCAGGGCUACCCGCCGUCAAGGAGGUCUUUGAAGAACACCACGAAGCCGGCAACCCGGAGUCGGAUACCCGUCCGGAGCAGGACAGCUUGGAUCCCAACCCCGAGGCGUCGCUGCCCCACCAGGUGGCUUCGCCUGAGCGCGGCUCUCCUGAGCGGCGGAGACGGCCGCAGCUGCCCUCCGGCGCUUUGUCAGGCAGCGGCUUCUUGAGCCCAAAGUCCGCAUCGGCUUCCGGGCAGUCCUUGCUGGCUUGGGCCGAGCAGAAGGGCCUCUGCAGCCCCGUGAGCCCCGACAGCCGGAGGUCGACAACGAGCAGCCGCGCCGGCAAGUGGAGCCCCGCAGCCAACGAUCCCUAUACCUAUGCCUGCGGCAGUCCUACCAUGAGGAAUCGACGUAGCUUCAUGUCGCUGGAGCAGCUUUUUGCUCUUUGUAAGGAGCUGAAGAUCAUGCCGGAUUUGAUGAGCAGACAAGCUGUGGUGCGCAUCUUCAAGAGAGCACAGUGCGCAGGUUCGGCAAGUGCACAUGGUGGCAGUAACUUCGGAUACCUGUCGCAAGAGGAUGACAAGGAGCUGCCCCCUGCCAAGCUGGUCACAUCAGACGAGGUGCUGCCCGCCCGCUCGUCCUCAGUGGCGCAAGAGCUGACAAUUGGAGCCCGCCCGGCCAAGGAGGAGUGCUUCACUUUCAGCGUUGACGUGGUGCGAUCGCCGGGCACGAGCUUUGGCGUGGACAUCUCGGCGGCCGGGAAGGUUUGCAUGGUGAACGCAGUGCAGGCGGGAAGCCUGGUGGGGGACUGGAACAACCAGUGCGCUCCCGACCACCGGAUCCGACAGUACGACCGCCUGAUGGCAUUCAAUGGCGAUCGGCCCUCCAAAGGGAAGGAGAUGCUGGAAAAGCUUCGAGAUGCCUCAGGUCCCGUGACCAUCACCGUGCAGCGACCCGUGGUCCAGCAGGUGAUCGUUUCCAAAAACGGCAAGGAGCUGGGCCUCGGCGUCAUCGAUGGACAGAGCUUUCUCCUAGUUACGAGGAUCGCAGAGGGUGCCGUCAACGACCACAACCUUGCGGCUGCAUCGGACCAGGUCAUCAAGGUGCCGAGCCGGAUCGUGACAGUGGAUGGCAAGAAGGGCUCCGGUGCAGAGCUGUUAAAGCUGAUGGAGAACGCGCCUUCUAGCUUUACCGCUUUUGUGGACGCCAUGGGCCGGAUCGCAGUUCAGGCUUACACCGAGGAGCCUUAUUGUGACGAGUAUCCAGAGCCUCACGAGAAGAUUCUGGCCUUCUUGUCCGACCGCCUGCCGGGACAGAUCAGGACGAUGCGCGAGAGCUUCCGCUAUGGCUGCAGUGGCCGUGGCCCAGCAGUGUCGCCCGGCUACAUCGGCAGCAGGCGCUGA
Symbiodinium sp. CCMP2456 is the source of this 2394-nucleotide messenger RNA. Lineage: Eukaryota; Dinophyceae; Suessiales; Symbiodiniaceae. The record is from the annotation of a GenBank genome assembly.